ACAAAGAACUACAAUGGUGGGAUCACAAGGGAAAAUCAUAUUAUUUUGAAAAGUUUGAGAGAAAAGGAUGGAAUUAUGCUGACAUGUUUUGCAAAAAGAGAAGUUCAAACCUCACUAUAAUUAAAAAAAAAGAGGAACUGAACUUCAUAUUGAAUCACAUUAUGUUCCAUACUUGGAUUGGAGUGAAAAAAAAGAGUGGAAAAUGGAUUUGGAUCGAUGGGGAAGCCUUAGGAAGAGAAAUAUUUGCUGAUAUUGAACAAGAGAAGCAUGGGCAUGAUUGUGGUAAUAUAAUGAAAGGUGGUACAUUGUUAGCAGCACCUUGUAAAACUCCUAAUUACUGGAUCUGUGAAAAAUUUACUGUGCAGAAGUGAUAUAUAGAUCUCUUAAACAUGGAACCCUUUUUUCAUUUUGUGUAAUUAAUAUAACUUCUGUAAUUUAUCUUAAAUAUUUUAUCUUAGAAACAUUAAAAAAGCAUUGUUUGUUAAAUGUAUAAUUUUAUAAAUUCAAUAAAUAAAGAAACAAAUAUGAAAAUAAAGU
Erpetoichthys calabaricus (reedfish) is the source of this 537-nucleotide messenger RNA. RefSeq names its product asialoglycoprotein receptor 2-like. The record is from RefSeq and is a predicted model, not a curated record. NCBI's taxonomy places the organism in Eukaryota, Metazoa, Chordata, Cladistia, Polypteriformes, Polypteridae. The coding region runs from base 84 to 371 and encodes 95 amino acids. The transcript has 3 exons.